GACUAAGUCAGGUUAUAGUGACCAUGGGUAGAUGCUUCAGCCCAUUCAGUGCCUUAGCUCAGGUGGCGCGAAGGAAUUUUUCCAUAGGUGCCGAUACUGGUGGACCUAAAAUACGUUCAUUUGCUAAACCUCAUGCUAGUAGAUGGAUCAAAAGAUUAGAACGUAUGCAACAGAAGAAGAAGUUCGCUUUGUCUAAAUCAGCAGCACUUCAAAUUCCAGAACAUGAGACAUUUUCAGAAAGCGACGUUGCUAAUUUAAAAAUAAAACCACAAGUUGCCAUAUGGAAUAGUAGACGGUGUGGAGUACUGGCAUAUAAACUCGGUUGUAUGUCUCUUUGGGAUGACUGGGGAGAAAGACACAUGGUUACCGUAUGCCACGUUGAUAGAUGCGUAGUAUUAGAAAAAAGAACUAUAGCCGAGCAUGGUUACGAAGCAGUGCAACUCGGCUUAGGUUAUCGGAAUAUCAAUCGUCAGUCAAAACAAAAUAUAGGACGAUUCAUUAAAGCAGGAGUAGGAUCUAAAGACCAUAUUGCUGAAUUUAAGUGCUCAAGUGAUUGUUUAUUACCAGUCGGGCAUUAUAUGAGUGUAAGGCACUUUACACCUGGUCAGUGGGUAUUUGUUUCAGGUUGGUCACAACCAAAGGGAUUCCAAGGUGCAAUGCGAAGGUGGCACUUUGGAGGGCAAAACGCUAGUCACGGAACAGAGUGUAAAGCGCAUAGCGCUCCCGGGUCAAUCGCUCAGGGGAAAUCUGCACAUAUCGUCUGGAGAGGCACAAAAAUGGGCGGCCAUAAAGGCCCAGACCCAAGAGUUACCAACUGUAGAGUUUUUAGAAUAGAGGCACAUCGCAAUCUUAUAUUCCUUAAAGGAACAGUACCGGGUGAUGUGAUGAGUGUUUUAAAAAUACGAGACGCAUUAGGAAUAUGUGUACGAAAAAACAGAGGGUUGCACAUACAUUAUCCAACAUUCGUCCCCAAAUCAGGUCAAGCGUAUCCAGUGACUCUACAGGAGCCACCUAAAGAACGUGAUCCGUUCUUGUUCCCGGAAGAUCCCAUGUAUGACCACCAUCAAUCGCAAUAAUCAUAUAUAAAAUGAGGCGGCUGGUUAGCAUAUACAUUAUUU
Molecule: messenger RNA, 1118 nt
Organism: Babesia bovis T2Bo
Lineage: Eukaryota; Apicomplexa; Aconoidasida; Piroplasmida; Babesiidae
Product: putative large subunit ribosomal protein L3
Exons: 2
Coding region: 24-1076 (350 amino acids)
Biological process (GO): translation
Cellular component (GO): mitochondrial large ribosomal subunit; ribosome
Molecular function (GO): structural constituent of ribosome
Source: RefSeq, a predicted model, not a curated record